Messenger RNA from Salmo salar (Atlantic salmon), 667 nucleotides. It is a transcript of the gene cenpw, whose product is annotated as centromere protein W. The record is from RefSeq and is a predicted model, not a curated record. Gene Ontology annotation, cellular component: nucleoplasm; kinetochore. Gene Ontology annotation, molecular function: DNA binding; protein heterodimerization activity. Gene Ontology annotation, biological process: chromosome segregation; mitotic cell cycle; kinetochore assembly. NCBI's taxonomy places the organism in Eukaryota, Metazoa, Chordata, Actinopteri, Salmoniformes, Salmonidae.
GGCCAUCACCUCAACUAAAUAAAUAUUACAUUUAUAUUUUCAAUUGAGAGAACCAAUAAUAAGCAAAACUUUGAGCAUUAUUUAAAAUCCCGACGUCACAUUAUGCGCCGGUAGUGAGCAAAGCGGGAGAUUGAAAAACGUAAACAAACAACUGUCACCGUGUUGAGGAUAACUAGCUAAUGUUGUUAACAACAAAUUUGGCAAUAUGUUGAAGAGGGUACCCAAGGCUACAUUAAAGUCUCUAAUGAAGAAGAAAGACAACAUUCGUAUAGGCACAGCCGCAGAUGCAAUGGUUGAGCUGAACGUGCUGCUAUUUCUACAUAGCCUCGCAGAAGAGGCGAGGACGAAAGCUUUUGAGGAGAAAUCGGCUACAAUCAAAGCACACCACGUCAAAGCAGUAUCCAAGAAACUGCUAAAACAAGCCCGAGGGUGAAGAGGAGAGACCUUUCCACAAGAACAUGAUUCAACAACUGAUUUUGUCAGAUUGGCCUGAAUUAUAUAUUGAACCUAUAUUUUUGGUUUUAUAUUCAGUUUUAAUCAUUACUUUUCUUCGGUCUCUUGUUUUUGUCUGUAUGCAUUUCAUCUGUUUUGUCUGUCAUUUUGUAUUUCCACAAUACACAGAGAUUUUUAUAUGCUGUCCAAUUAAAUUUUGUGUUCUGUAGAUCUA